Molecule: messenger RNA, 648 nt
Organism: Vicia faba (fava bean)
Lineage: Eukaryota; Viridiplantae; Streptophyta; Magnoliopsida; Fabales; Fabaceae
Source: the annotation of a GenBank genome assembly
AUGAAACAUGGAAUUGUCCUUGUUUCGCUCAUCAUGAGUAUGUUGCUAACAGUUACUACCUCUGUGUCCUUUAGCAGAUCCAUAUCAGUAACCAAGCCUUCACCAUUAUCAACCAAGCCUUCUCCGCCAUCAACCAUACCUUCACCAUCAUCAACUAAACCUUCACCACCAUCAACCAUACCUUCACCGUUUGCUAACACUUCACCGCCAUCAGCGAGACCUUCACCAUCAUCAACCAUACCUUCACCGUUUGCUAAAACUUCACCACCACCGAUCAAACCUUCACCAUCAUCAACCAAACCUUCACCAUCUGCUGGUAACAACAACGGCGGUGGCAGUGGUGGUGGAAAUGACAAUGGUGGCUCCUUUGGAUUUGGACCUGGUUUUGUCAUUCCCGGUUUUGACAACACCAUUCCAGGAGGAGGAUACGGAGGUGGAUAUGGUAGUCCAAGUGGAGGGAGCUCCAUAAAUGGUGUUAUUGGACCAAGUGUUGUCUGCAAAGACCAAGGACCUUGUUACCAGAAGAAAGUCACGUGUCCAGCAGGGUGUUUUUCAUCUUUCAGUCACUCCAGCAAGGGAUACAGUGGCGGCGGUGGAGGUGGUAGCUGCACCAUUGAUUGCAAGAAGAAAUGCAUUGCAUAUUGUUGA